Rattus norvegicus (Norway rat) is the source of this 963-nucleotide messenger RNA. RefSeq names its product olfactory receptor family 7 subfamily G member 22 (gene Or7g22). Gene Ontology annotation, biological process: signal transduction; detection of chemical stimulus involved in sensory perception of smell; G protein-coupled receptor signaling pathway. Gene Ontology annotation, cellular component: plasma membrane; membrane. Lineage: Eukaryota; Metazoa; Chordata; Mammalia; Rodentia; Muridae. Gene Ontology annotation, molecular function: G protein-coupled receptor activity; olfactory receptor activity. The transcript has a single exon. The record is from RefSeq and is marked reviewed. The coding region runs from base 1 to 963 and encodes 320 amino acids.
AUGGAAGUUAAAAACAAAUCAGUGGUUUUGGAUAUUUUUCUUCGUGGACUCACAGAUGAUACAGAGCUGCAGCCCUUCAUCUUUGGCUUUUUUCUGUGUAUGUACUUGAUUACCAUCUUUGGAAAUCUUCUUAUAAUAUUGGCCAUCAACUGUGACUCUCACCUCCACACCCCCAUGUAUUUCUUUCUCUGUCAUCUCUCCUUUAAUGACAUGUAUUUAAUUAACAUCACAGUCCCAAACAUGUUGUGGAAUAUACAAACACAGGAUCACAGAAUCACUUUUGCUGGCUGCCUCAGCCAGGGAUGCUUUGUGGCUGUUUGUGUCAUCUUUGAGUCUUUUCUCCUUGGAAUAAUGGCCUAUGACCGCUAUAUAGCCAUCUGUUUUCCAUUAAGAUACACAGUCCUCAUGAAUCCCUGCUUCUGUGUUAUUCUGGUUCUUAUCACUUUAUUUAUUAGUAUUGUAAAUGGUCUGCUGCAUAGUUUGAUGGUACUGCACUUGACCUUCUGCACAGACCUGGAAAUCCUCCACUUCUUCUGUGAAAUUGCUCAAAUCCUCAAGCUUACCUGUUCUGAUAGCCUCAUCAACAACAUCUUGAUAUUUGCUACAGCUUCUAUUUUUGCUGGUGUUCCUCUGCUUGGAAUAAUUUUAUCUUAUUUUCACAUUAUUUCUACAGUAUUGAAAAUGCCAUCAUCAGAAGGAAAGUACAAAGCCUUUUCCACUUGUGGGUCUCAUUUGUCAGUUGUUUCCUUGUUCUAUGGGACAGGAUUUGGUGUAUACAUUACCUCAAAUGUAAUUGAUGCACCACAAAAGAUUGCUGUGGCUUCAGUUAUGUAUUCUGUAGUUCCUCCAAUGUUGAAUCCCUUUGUCUAUAGUUUAAAGAACGGGGAUAUGAAGGAGGCACUGAAGAAAGUUCUUGUUAGACUCUCUUCUGUUAUGUAUGAUGAGCCUGGGGCUUGGUUAUAG